This is a messenger RNA of Amphibalanus amphitrite, 5104 nucleotides long. RefSeq names its product actin cytoskeleton-regulatory complex protein pan1-like. The record is from RefSeq and is a predicted model, not a curated record. NCBI's taxonomy places the organism in Eukaryota, Metazoa, Arthropoda, Thecostraca, Balanomorpha, Balanidae. The coding region runs from base 164 to 3931 and encodes 1255 amino acids. The transcript is spliced from 8 exons. Gene Ontology annotation, molecular function: protein binding.
GGGCGCUGAGGGUGCCACUGCCCGGGCGGCCGGGGGCGGUCCGGGAGCGCGGCGGCGUCAUCCCAGGUGGUUCGCCGGCGGCGGCGGCGGCAGCAGUGACGCGCCGGUAGCCGCGGGGAGCGCGAGGUGUUUGUGAGGGCAGUGUGUGCGGUGCGGCUCCACAAUGGCGCGGGCCCGGGCGCCGCUCCUCUGGGUGGUGGUGGCGGGGGCAGUGACGGUCGCCGGCGGACAGAGCACUGAGUCGGCCUGCGGCACCGGCCCCUCGGUGGCAGCCACCGUGUUUGCCGUGCUGCUGCUGCUGGCUCUGGCCGCGCUCGGCGUCGUCAUGUACCAGUACAUCUGGAAACCGCGCCACUGCUCCAGUUUGGAGAAGGUGGUGCUGGCGGAGAACGGCCAGCCCGAGGGACGGUUCGCCUUCGACAACCCCUACAUGAUCGAGGACGAUGACAUCGGCAGCAAAAGUACCCUGCCGUGCCAUGACAUACUCGCUAUAAACGAAAAGACGGGAACGUCUCGCAGCGGCGACUUCAAGACUCCGAAGAAGCACGGGUUCUGUGUCAUCACUCCGACCUCGAGCAGUCAGCCCAAGGGGCAGUCGCCCAGCGACGACCUCACAGCUAACGAGGGUGACCAGGUCACCGUUCCUCUGAAGGGUCACGACUUCACCGGACUGGGCUUCACCGUGCAGGGCGGCAUGCGGGACGGCAUCUUCGUCCAUACGGUCUCCCAGCACGGGCCGGCGCUGGAGUCGGGCAGGGUACAGCCAGGUGACCGGGUGACGGCGGUGACGGUCUCGUUCGCGCACAUCACCCUCGAUGACGCCACAGCCAUCCUCAGUCAGUCGUCUCCGUAUGACGUGCAGCUGCACCUGCAGAAGGCGCCCGGUGGACAGAGGAAGGCGGCAACCCCGACCGGCACCGCCGACCGCCGCCAGCAGAGCGGAACCGACCUAGCAGAGGGAAAGUCGCACCGCGGCGGCCGGUCGGAUAGGUCACCCACCACCAGCAGUCCGUCCAGCGCCAGCAGCUCGGGCCAGCCGGAGAGGAAAACGGUCGCCGCACCGAAGGCCGGGAGCGACCCCCGCAAGGAGACGGUCCAGCAUGUGCAGCGCGACGCCUCGGCUGCUGGCUCCACCUCUGAGGGCUUCCGGGAGAUGGCAGUCGAUGUUCCCGAGGACAUCAGUAGCUCGCAUGAAAAGAAAGACACGGAGCCAUCGUCCUCGGCGAAGGCCCGCCACCUGGGUGUCCAGGUGCUGCCCCCUCUGAUGCCCUCGGGAGCCGCGGGAUCCGGAUCCACCGGGUCCGGAACGCCCGGCUCCGAGUCGGGUCGCCGCAGUGUGGCGCUCGGUGUGCCCUCCCUGCGCCUGGCCUCGCGGGACCCGGCCGAACCGAGUCUCGACGCCUGCCUCACCCGGCUGGCCAACGACCAGCCGUGCGGCCGAGACCUGGACGACGAGACCGGGGAGCCGAGCACCCCCAGUGCCGAGGAGGGCGACCACCGGCGCGUCCGCAUGGGCACGUCCAGCUUCAACACGCAGGAGCGGCUGGCCAGGAGGGAGGUGGACGACCAGCCGGACCGGCCCGAGCCGGCCAAACGGCAGCGGGCCGCCGGCGACAGCACCCUCGAGAGGGAAGGAAAGGAGGAGAAACCCCGACACGAGUCCGGGUCCUCCGAUCAGAGCGAUGUGAUCAGAAGCCCGAACAAUGAAGAGCAGGUAAAAACAUCGCGAGAUGCAUCAUCGCCAGAGGAGCAGACGAGAGAGAAGGAAAGCCACGAUGACGUCGAGUUCGUGAAGCUAAGCAGCGAGUUCAACAUUCUUAUCCAAGACGAAAAGCCACAGACUGAUGAUUCUGGUACCAAAGGAAGUCACGACGACAGUGCUGUGGAAAAGAAAGACACGAGAAGCCGUAGCUGCAGUUCCAGCUCGAAGACAAGCUCCGGUCCCUCGAGCCCCGUCCAGGAGCGGCCGAAGCAGAUGUCCUUUGAGCUUCCCGACGAAAUGCUGUUGGCCGCGGGAGUGGCCCAAGACCGACGGAGCCGGGUGGACCGGCCAGCGCGCAGUGCUCUGUUCAGCAGUACCGAGGUCCUCACGGACCAGCAGACGACUCCAACCGAGGAGCAGCCAGUGUCAGACAGCGCAGAGGUGCUGGAGGACAAGAGGGAAACUCCUGAAGACGAGCGAACGCCCCCAGUCGCGAUGCCACGAACAGUGACCCCAGACAGUCCUCAGUCGGAGGGCGGAAAGGAGGCUUCCGAAGUCGAGCAGGUAGACGUGUCCGAUAGAAAAGACGAGCUAGAUAAUGACAAGGAGACUGGGAAGUCUCCCGUGGAUCAGGCUAAAUACGAGGUCAAAGUGGUGGAAGAGGAAGAACUCACGAAGACUGUUCGAUCUGUCAGUGCUUAUCAGGAUGAGACAUCAUCACCAAAAAUGAAGAUAGACAAGCUCGAUGCCUUUAAGGAAGUGCUUUCACUCACACCCUCAAAGUCUCCAAAAGACAAACGGAUAAAGCCGGACGAAGAUGUCGACGUUGUCGGUGAGACGGUGGAGAGGAACCACGUGGACCGAUGCCCGUGUGACGGUCCGACGUCCACCAGCACCGCUCCCAGAAUCACGGGAGAGGUGACUGGUCUGAUCGAGGUCGGGGAGAAAAAGUCGCCGAGGACCGAACCGGCCAUCGUGGGAGCGACUGAGAGCCGGCGGCUGCAGGCGGGCUCGGAGGAGAGGAUCGCCCCUCCGUCUGCUGCCGCCGUCAGUCGCGCCCGCUCAGAGGCGGCCGCGCUGCCGGAGGCGCUCAGAGCGGUGCGCGCGGUACGGCGGCGGGACAGCGGCGGCCCGGUGGCAGAGGUGCUCUCCCGGGACGCGGCGGCCACCAGCGGCCGGCUGUGCGCCUCCACCGGCGACCUGACCCGCUCCGAGCCGCCCAGGGCCGACUCGCCGCUGGGCCGCACCGUCUCCAUGCAGAUCGGGGUCGGGGACCAGCCGGACGGCGGCUCGCGCGUCUCGGCGGCGGCCUGCGCCCGGGACCAAAUGGAUCUGACCCGGCUGGGUCAGCAGGAGGGGUACGCAGCGGCUCAGAACCGUCACAUCAUGUCCGUCACCUCGUCCAACGAGUCUCUGGACACGGGAUCCAUUCAGGAGGAGCCGGAGAACGAGGCUAACCAACUCCUUCCGCCUGUAACCUCUAACGGCAUCAACCACCACGGCCCGGAGGACGAGGAGGAGAUGCCAGCGCCACCUGCUGUUCCAAUAGAUGAGACACCUGGGAAGGACGCUUCGUUCGAUGUGCCUGUGAAUGGACUGGAUACCCAUGAGGAGCGCUCCAGGCACAGCUCAGAAGAAACUGAAGACGCUAAUGCGGAGGAGAGGACUCCGCCAGCAUUCCCGCGCAUCGUGCGAUCUGAGCUAAAGCGAAACUCUGAUUCGGACAGCUCUGACGGGAGGGAGGAAUCGACCGUCGAGAGCUCAUCCAUGCGCACAUACUCUGCCGACGCGAUCCCAGUGCCCUCUGUGGUGUCCGUGGUUCUACCAGUUAUUCAUGAGCCCGCCGCUGAGCCCAAAACUGAGUCAAACUCAUCACCCAGCUCACCAGCCAAAUCCGCCGAAUCCCCGUCUUCCACCGCUGAUCCUCAGUCAGCGGAGUCUCAGGCAGCGCCCUCCGAGUCGGGUGCGGCUCCGGAGUCAGAGUCACCUGAGUCGGAGUCUGCGCCGGCCCGCUCCCGUCGAGGACCCCCUCCGAACCCUCCGCCGCGCUCCCCGGCCAGUCGACAGGCCCGGGAGCCCGACCAGUUUGAGAUCAGCGCGACCGAGCUGGACUCUGUGAUGAUCUCACAUGAGGAGUUCCUGAGACAGGAGGCCGAGCGGCGCGCCCACGUCUGCCGCCUAGCGGCCAACUUCAGAACCAGUCGAGAGCCCAGCCCGGCGCCGGAGUAGCGUGCCCAUGAUGUCGUGUGGUGAGGGCGCAGAGCGCUCAUACUUUGUAGUCCGUCUGGUAGGGACGAAGAGACAGUGGCAAAGCUGACAUUGGAGCGUGGUGAUAGACUCAGUGUCCCGUAUACGUCGGGUGGCUUUAGUGAUCCACGUUUACCUGGUUGUAACAACACAGCCUUAUCUGUGACAUUAACUUGACUGAGGAGCGACGAGCAGAGAGUGUUGCUCUUUAUUGUGAUGCGUGUUUUGCGCUAGAUUCCAUUGAGGUUAGCCAUGUGAAACGAUUUGAUCUUUUGACUUUGUAAACCUGCGCUUUUGAUAGGAAAUUACGGUACUUUUCUUCUUUGACUCGUCUAUUUUUAAACUUUUAUAUAACUAUAUUUCCUUACUUGUAGUAACUAGUAACUCAUCAAAUGUGGCGUGUGGGUGUUGAUGCUGAGAGCACAUUCUACUCCAUGAACCGUCCAAGAGCUGGAAACAGAUCUGAGCUCCCAAGGCUACCGAGUGGCCUGACAGUGGUCCGUCCAGGGCCGGUCCUGUGGGGAACGGACCGAGACUCUCGAUAACUGUGACUGUGACUGUGUGUCUGUGGGAUGUCCUGUGGAGACCCGCAGUCCUCGUGAUAAUAUUCCGUCCAACUGAUACACCACUCCGGCCAAGCCAUUCAGAAAGACUUUUAAUGGUAGGAACUAGUUUUGUAUGAUUGAUAGACGGUACAUACUUUUUAUCGGACUAAGUGAACAUCGUCAUGCCGUUCGUAUAGAAAUGACUGAAGAGCUGCUGACUGUAUUCCAAUAUACAGACCGCAGUAAUUCAAAUGCUAGUUAGUUUUCUAUUUUUUCUCAAGUGCUAGAGCGAUGAAAUAACUCAAGAUUCGAGCAUGAGCGCACAAUUGUGAUCUCUGCGAGGCGAGACACUCGAUGAUUAAUUAUCAGAGACCAGACGUUUGUGAUUUGCUUUUCUGAAAACGGGAUAACGUGACUGUGCCUGUGAGACUGGCUGGCAUUUGUAAAUAAGGCGUCGUUAUGAAGUUGUGGGAACGUGAGCCAAUGGUAGCUUGUAAACUUAGAAGUUAGAACUCGAAUACAGCUCUACAUAAAAAAAUCUUACUUCCUUUCGUGCUUUUUUGUGUGACCUUAUCUAUCAUAUCUGUCGUAAAAUAUACUAUCAACCUUU